Rhopilema esculentum is the source of this 818-nucleotide messenger RNA. RefSeq lists its product as uncharacterized. The record is from RefSeq and is a predicted model, not a curated record. NCBI's taxonomy places the organism in Eukaryota, Metazoa, Cnidaria, Scyphozoa, Rhizostomeae, Rhizostomatidae.
UGACAGUUGACGGACGCGCAUUACAUUACAUUUACAUAUUCUGUGUUUGAAGGAAGCCCCGUAGGACACGCACCAAGGAAGUUGAUCAAAGUGUUCAAGCCAAAAUGAUCACGAACAACUGUAGAAAAACUUUCUUCUUGGUGACUUUGUUGACUGGCUUUGCAGCAGCUACUACAAUUUAUCGUAGUCAAGAGGUUAUCAUCGACGAUGCUGAUCACUCUCUUCGUAACGUCGAGGACACCCACUUCCCGGUGGAUAGAAGUCCAGCAAACGGUUGCUCUUGCCAGAACAACGUCUGCAGCUGCUGUGCCAAUAUUUAUAUCCCCUACAUCUUGGACAAAACAGUGUGCGUCAACAUCAGCUACGUCUCAGCAGACCUGGGCUUAAGACUUGACGUCAGCAUUGAUGGGAAAGUUUAUUACUCGAAGGAAGUUUCAGUAAAGAAUCCUCCGCCCAUUUGCUUCCAAGUUCCCGUUCUCAAAAGUCUUGCGUCGAUAUGCUUGGAGUUUUACAAUCUCUCAUGGCGUGAGCACGUUGGUGGGUGCUUGAGACUCAAGUUCAAAAUGCUGUUUGUUUUUGGGAAGUCUUUUAAAAUCGGUUGCUUCCACUUUAACAAUCUUGAUGCCGAAUCCAAGGCUGGCGUAGCAGCUAUCUUGCGCGAUCUUCACAGAUUACAGCAGUCAAGAAGAUCUGGCACCCCAGAUUUGGAUUACAUCAGAUUUGCAUAACAUAAACUGAAUCGUUCCUUGUGAGAACUUAUUAGUUUUAGAUCCCUAUAGCUUUUUCUAUCUAAAUAUCUAUAUCUUAUAUUUCACAGA